GCACUUGGAAUGAGAAUCAGAGGAUGGAAAUAGUCUGGGAGGUGCUUUUUCUUCUUCAAGCCAAUUUCAUCGUCUGCAUAUCAGCUCAACAGAAUUCACCAAAAAUCCAUGAAGGCUGGUGGGCAUACAAGGAGGUGGUCCAGGGAAGCUUUGUUCCAGUUCCUUCUUUCUGGGGAUUGGUGAACUCAGCUUGGAAUCUUUGCUCUGUGGGGAAACGGCAGUCGCCAGUCAACAUAGAGACCAGUCACAUGAUCUUCGACCCCUUUCUGACACCCCUGCGAAUCAACACGGGGGGCAGGAAGGUCAGUGGGACCAUGUACAACACUGGAAGACACGUAUCCCUUCGCCUGGACAAGGAGCACUUAGUCAACAUAUCUGGAGGGCCCAUGACAUACAGCCACCGGCUGGAGGAGAUCCGACUACACUUUGGGAGUGAGGACAGCCAAGGGUCGGAGCACCUCCUCAACGGACAGGCCUUCUCUGGGGAGGUGCAGCUCAUCCACUAUAACCAUGAGCUAUACACGAAUGUCACGGAAGCUGCAAAGAGUCCAAAUGGAUUGGUGGUAGUUUCUAUAUUUAUAAAAGUUUCUGAUUCAUCAAACCCAUUUCUUAAUCGAAUGCUCAACAGAGAUACUAUCACAAGAAUAACAUAUAAAAAUGAUGCAUAUUUACUACAGGGGCUUAACAUAGAGGAACUUUAUCCAGAGACCUCUAGUUUCAUCACUUACGAUGGGUCGAUGACUAUCCCACCCUGCUAUGAGACAGCAAGUUGGAUCAUAAUGAACAAACCUGUCUAUAUAACUAGGAUGCAGAUGCAUUCCUUGCGCCUACUCAGCCAGAACCAGCCAUCUCAGAUCUUUCUGAGCAUGAGUGACAACUUCAGGCCUGUCCAGCCACUCAACAACCGCUGCAUCCGCACCAAUAUCAACUUCAGUUUACAGGGGAAGGACUGUCCAAACAACCGAGCCCAGAAGCUUCAGUAUAGAGUAAAUGAAUGGCUCCUCAAGUAAGGAACAAAAGCCAAGAAGAAUCCCACCUCAGUGAAAUGCUACAACUGUGAAUUGACGUAACCUAGAAUGUCCCCCUUCUUACUUCUCUCUCCUUCUUUCCCCCAAGCCUCAUUCAUUCUUGGGAUUGGCCCUUUCUUCAUGAAAAGUGUCUGCAAAACCAUGGCAGAGGAAUACAUCUCUCACACAUACUCACACACACACAAAGCACUUGCACAUACAUACAAACACACGCAAACAUACCUACGCACACACACUCUCUUACAACCUCCAUCAUGGAAAGUCAAGUUUCAGAAACAAAAGUCUCAUUCAUAAGAGGUCUUAGAAGAAAAUAACCAGUUAACCUGAUUACAAUUUUGAUACCGUUUUCCUGAACUAAUAAAUCUACCCAAUGAGACUUUUCAGCCUUUGUACAUACAAAAUUCUUCCAAAAGAGAGAGGAGAAAAUACAGCUCUGAUGGCAUCAAAUGAACUUUGCAUCAAGUAAUUUCAGAUAGUGUCCUAGGAUCCUUUGAGGGUGCUGGUAGCAGGUGAGCAGGGCAAAGUUGACCAAGGACACUUAUUUCUAGAUUAUGAUUCUUCUGUUUACUCAACAAUUUAAAAAGAAAAAAAGGACAGACAUUGAAGAGCUACACAUUGUAUAUAUAUCACCACAGACUAUAAAGAAAUGGAAUUAUUUCCCUCUUUGUCACAUAUCUGUAGUAGGAUUUGCCAAGAUCAGAAAUGAUCCAUUUGCUGUUUCUUGUUUUCCAAAGGUCAUACAUUGUGUUUGGUUAUUGUUACCAGCUCAAUAAAUGUGUUUAAUGAGUUAAUUUCUUUUUUCUGGCUUUGGUCUGUUCUCCUUCUUUACAGGCUAAGCCCUGGCUCCAUGCAACUGCAUUCUUUGAUUUCAUUUGUUCCUUCAUCUACAUGUUUUGUUCAUUUGCAGCCAGUUUUUACUGAGUUUGUGGCAAUCAGGAAUGCAUUUGCUAAGCAAGUAUGACUUUAAUUCCACUCCAUGGCUCGAUCAUUCACAUGAGGUGAGCUUCAGCCUGAGAUAGCAGGCGACAGAUUUCUUGCAUUUCAAAACUGCCAUGCCCCCCUGUGAUGCUCCCAUGAAGGAAUGCACUUUGCCUUGUAAGUUCCUGGGAAAGGGGUAUCUUUUCUCUCCAGGUGCAGCCAGAUCUCACAAAGUACAAAACGAAUGCCUUUCUUUUCUUGUUUAUAAUGGUCACUCACUGUGUUUGGUUACUGUCAAGAAAUCAAUAAAUGUGUUUAACAAGUUA
Symphalangus syndactylus (siamang) is the source of this 2272-nucleotide messenger RNA. RefSeq names its product carbonic anhydrase 10 (inactive) (gene CA10). Gene Ontology annotation, biological process: one-carbon metabolic process. The record is from RefSeq and is a predicted model, not a curated record. Gene Ontology annotation, molecular function: zinc ion binding; carbonate dehydratase activity. NCBI's taxonomy places the organism in Eukaryota, Metazoa, Chordata, Mammalia, Primates, Hylobatidae.